CGUAUGUUUGACCGAACCACCCGCAUGCUGCUGGCCAUCACCCUGGUGUUUAUCAUCGCUUACCUUCCGUUCAUCAGCCUGGAGCUGAUCAAGUACGCCGCCCCUGGGCUCUUCGCGUCCAUGAGCGGCGUGUCACUUGCGGCGCACAAUCUGUUCUGGAGAUCGUAUCUCAUCAACAGUUGUGCGAACGCCAUCAUCUACUGCAUGUAUGAUUUGAGGUUUAGAAGAGAGUCUUUGAAAAUAAUAUCU
This is a messenger RNA of Lymnaea stagnalis (great pond snail), 249 nucleotides long. The record is from the annotation of a GenBank genome assembly. NCBI's taxonomy places the organism in Eukaryota, Metazoa, Mollusca, Gastropoda, Lymnaeidae.